This is a messenger RNA of Salvia hispanica, 1487 nucleotides long. RefSeq names its product phosphopantothenate--cysteine ligase 2-like. The record is from RefSeq and is a predicted model, not a curated record. Lineage: Eukaryota; Viridiplantae; Streptophyta; Magnoliopsida; Lamiales; Lamiaceae.
GCUUCCAAUUCCAAGGAUUCAUUUAUUAGGUUUGGCUUUGUAAACAUUUAUUAUUGCUUUACCCAACUUAUGGAGCUAUUCAGUCUAAUUAUUUGAAUUUUGUUUUGUAUUUUAUGCUUUUAUUUAUUAGAAAAAGUGAAAAUGGCGGAUUCUAAUAAAAAAUGAAGGCUAUUAAAAGGCACGUGGCAGCACAAUCCCAACUACCUCAACCGCUUCAGCUUCUCCUUCAAAAUGAUGUUUUACCAAAUUACAUCUAUGCCCUUAUAGAUUUAUAUUUAAUGGACUGUUAAUGCUCUCUAACGAGAGGGGUAUUAACGGGGAAAGGCAAAAUCAUUUUUUCAAAGCACUCUACCUCUGCUUUUCCCACCGCUUUUUCCUAUUUAUAUUGGUAUUGUUUCUCAAGCAUUUCAGCUCAAUCCAUCUGCAGCAACAGUACAAUUUUGUGAGCUACCAAGCUUUUCCAAUGGAUGCAUCGAACGGUUUGGGGGAUUUUGAAAAGACAUCUAAUCAUGAUAUCAAAUCUUUCUUCGAUUCAUCCCCUCCUCUGAAGAAUGCUGCAGAAAUCAAAAGAAAAACUGAUGAAUUCAUUCAAAAGAAUUCAAAUUCUGAAAACCCUAGGAGGAUAGUGUUGGUGACCUCUGGAGGGACAACUGUUCCUUUGGAGCAACGGUGUGUUCGUUACAUUGAUAAUUUCAGCUCAGGCCAUCGAGGAGCGACUUCGGCAGAAUAUUUUUUGAGAGCUGGAUAUGCAGUGGUGUUCCUUUAUCGCGAAGGAACCUACCAGCCAUUUUGCACAUCUCUUCCAAACAAUCCAUUGCUCGAAUGUUUACAAGUGACUAAGGAAUCAAAUAUUGCAGCAUGUCCACAAUAUGAGAAAACAGUCAAGGAAGCUAUUAUUAACAGUCAUGCGGCAACUAGCUGUGGCACCUUGUUGAAACUUCCCUUCACUACAAUCUUCGAGUAUCUUCAGAAUUUGCAGUUGAUUGCAUCAUCAAUGAGUAGCAUUGGCUCAUGGGCCCUGUUUUAUCUCGCUGCAGCAGUGUCUGAUUUUUAUGUUCCUUGGGAGAGCAUGGCAGUGCAUAAGAUUCAAUCCAGCUCAGGUCCUCUGGACAUGCGACUCGUCCAGGUUCCGAAGAUGCUGUUGGUGCUGAGGAGAGACUGGGCUUCCAAGGCCUUUUGUAUAUCAUUCAAGCUAGAGACUGAUAAGAAUAUUCUUCUGAAGAAGGCCGGUACGGUUCUUGAGAAAUACAGCAUGGACAUGGUGGUGGCUAACGAGCUCCUAACACGUAAAGAGGAGGUCAUCGUCGUCACCAAGGGUGGAAACAUCGUUGUUAAACGAGACACAACUUGGGCCGAUGUUGACGUGGAGGAGCCACUGAUCAAACUCAUUGUGGAUCAGCAUUCUGCAUCUGUAAGCUCUGUCUCAUAACUUCACAUUCAAUUGUGAGAUACAAAAAUCAGCAAAUGAUCAACCCUUUUUCUCUCCA